AUGCAAAGGGCUAAGAUUGACUGGCUAAGGAAAGGAGAUGAUAACAACUCUUUCUCUUUCUUCUUUGCUACCAUCAAAACCAAACAGAACAACCGGAGUAUGAAAGUGCUUCACAAAACUGAUGGAACUAUCAUUCAAUCCCAUAGUGAUAUUGUAAAGGAGGUGAUGGACUUUUGUGGUAACAUUAUGGGUAAAGAUGUUACUAAUUUGAAACAUACUAACAUAGAAGCCAUGAGAAGUGGGAAUCAACUCAAUAUGGAGCAAAGAGAAUUUCUCGUGAGUAAAGUAACUGAGCAAGAAAUUGCUAUAGCCCUCAAAUGUAUUGGAGACUUGAAAGCUCCAGGUAUUGAUGGAUAUGGAGAAAGGUUUUUCAAAGCUAGUUGGCAUAUCAUUAAAGAAGAUGUGAAAUUUUCCAUUAUAGAAUUCUUUGACACAGGUAGAAUCUACAAACUUUUAAUAGCAUAUUGA
Molecule: messenger RNA, 468 nt
Organism: Vicia villosa (hairy vetch)
Lineage: Eukaryota; Viridiplantae; Streptophyta; Magnoliopsida; Fabales; Fabaceae
Exons: 1
Coding region: 1-468 (155 amino acids)
Source: RefSeq, a predicted model, not a curated record